AUGGCGAGAGUGGGAAUUCAGAGGGCGGGAACACUCGGAGUGGGAAUUCCAACACGGAGCUCCUGGAGCCGGAUCCCGCAACUUCCAGCACCGACCCCCAGGAACACUGGGAAGGGACCAGCCUGGAGCUCCCAACGGAGCAGGGCGGAGCCGGCGGACGCCACCGACAUCAUCCGGGGGCUCAUCCGGGAGCUCUCGGACCUCAACCGCCUGGCCAUGGGGGCCCGCCGGGGGCUGGAGCUGCUCCGCAGGCCGAGGCCGCGCCAGGGCCGGAGGAGCCGCUGGAAGGAGCCGUAGGGACACCGGGACACCUGGAACA
This is a messenger RNA of Empidonax traillii (willow flycatcher), 319 nucleotides long. RefSeq names its product chromosome unknown C19orf57 homolog (gene BRME1). The transcript is spliced from 3 exons. Gene Ontology annotation, biological process: double-strand break repair involved in meiotic recombination. The record is from RefSeq and is a predicted model, not a curated record. NCBI's taxonomy places the organism in Eukaryota, Metazoa, Chordata, Aves, Passeriformes, Tyrannidae. Bases 1 to 297 code for a protein of 98 amino acids.